UGUGUUUUUAACAUUUUUACAAAAUUUCUUCAUAUAAAAAGCCACGGUCAAUGCCCCAACAAAUCAAUCAGUGACAUACAUUGUUUACUACAACACCAAUAUGUUUAGAAAAAUCAUAGCAGUAUUUGCACUGGCAGCCGCUGCCAAGGCUGGCUUCCACCAGGGGCAUGACCACGGUCACACAGUUUCAACACACAGUAUCGUCGCCCACCCUUCUCACUACGGUGGAUACAAUUCUCACUACGGUGGACACAACUCUCCCUACGGUGGACACGAUUUUGACUACGGUGGACAAAACUCUCCCUACAGCGGACACAAUUCUGACUACGGUGGACAAAAUUCUGAUUACGGUGGACACAAUUCUGACUACGGUGGCCACGAUUCUCACCACGGUGGACAGGGUCACGGACUGGCCUUCUCAACCCAGAGUUUCAUGCUGCAUAACACGUGGCCGCACUACUCUGAGCCGUCUCACUACUCUGCACCUUCUCACGACUACGGUGGGGAGUCUCACUUCGGUGGCUCACAUAACUUUGGUGGCUCGUCUAACUUCGGUAGUUCACCUAACUUUGGUGGCGCACCUAGCUACGGUGGCGCAUCCAACUUCGGUGGCGCAUCUAACUUCGGUGGAUCUUCUAACUUCGGUGGUGCAUCUAACUUCGGUGGCUCAUCUAACUUCGGUGGCUCUUCUAACUUCGGUGGUGCAUCUAACUUCGGUGGCUCUUCUAACUUCGGUGGUGCAUCUCACUACGGCGGCGAAUCUCACCAUUCUGCACCAUCUCACUACGGUGGUGAAUCUCACUACUCUGCGCCAUCACACCACAGUGGCCAUUAUGAUGCACAUGCUGGACACGGUCACGCCAAAUACGACUACUCAUACCACGUGCAAGACCCGCACUCGGGUGACCAGAAGUCGCAGCACGAGACGCGGGAUGGUGACUCGGUGCGCGGCUUCUACUCGCUGGUGGAACCUGACGGGUCCACGCGCAGGGUGGAGUAUACUGCUGAUGCUCAACAUGGUUUUCAGGCUGUCGUGCACCGGUCGGAGCCUUCCCACCAUCCCUCCUCCGUCCAUCACCACCACCAUUACUGA
This is a messenger RNA of Plutella xylostella (diamondback moth), 1093 nucleotides long. The record is from RefSeq and is a predicted model, not a curated record. NCBI's taxonomy places the organism in Eukaryota, Metazoa, Arthropoda, Insecta, Lepidoptera, Plutellidae.